Messenger RNA from Panicum hallii, 1481 nucleotides. RefSeq lists its product as uncharacterized. The transcript is spliced from 3 exons. Lineage: Eukaryota; Viridiplantae; Streptophyta; Magnoliopsida; Poales; Poaceae. Bases 37 to 1116 code for a protein of 359 amino acids. The record is from RefSeq and is a predicted model, not a curated record.
AGCAAACAGCCCACUCAAACCAGAGGAAACCCGAAAAUGCUCGCCCUUCGCAAAACCCUCCUCCACGGCCGCCUCCCUGCGCCGCCGGCCGCCGCCGGGGCCGCCCCGUCUCGGAUCUCCUCCAUCCUCCGCUUCCUCUCCUCCUCCUCUACCGGGGGCAGCGGAGGUGGGGACGAAUGGGGCGCCUCCUCCUUGCCCAGCGGGGGCGGGGGUGGGGACGAAUGGGGCUCCACCUGGUCCACCGGACUCACCAAGGACCACUUCGACGGGUCCUCGCCCUCCGUCGGCCGCCCGGUCCCGUCCCCGUCGGCGCCCGUCUCCCGAGAGCUGGCGGCCGUCCGCGCCAUGGACGAGGAGGACAAAAUGAUCCGGGACCUGGAGCGCGACAACCGCGAGUCGAAGGCGUACGUGGAUUCCUGGGGCGACCGGAUGCGGGAGACCUGCGCGCUCCUGAAGCAGGUGCGGGAGCCGGGCGCCCGGGGCUCGUACCUCAAGGACUCGGAGAAGCAGGAGAUGUACCGGCUGCAUAAGGAGGACCCCGCGACGUACACCGUGGAGCGGCUCGCCAAGGACUUCCGCGUCAUGCGGCAGCGCGUGCACGCCAUCCUGUGGCUCAAGGAGAUGGAGGAAGAGGAGGAGCGGAAGAGGGGCCAGCCACUCGAUGACUCCAUCGAGAUCCUGCUAGACAGCUGCCCAGAGUUCUUCAAUUCCCAUGAUAGGGAAUUUCAUGUGGCAUCCCUUCCAUAUAAACCUGACUUCAAAGUGAUGCCUGAGGGCUGGGAUGGCACAACAAGAGAUCCUGACGAGGUUCUAUAUGAAAUCUCAAUGAAGGAAGAUAAGAUGUUGUAUGAAGAAUUUGUUCAGCGCUUGGAAUUCAACAAGAAGAAGGUGGCAGGGGAGGUUAAGUGCCACAAGUACAGCAGACGCAGACCAGAUGAUGGAUGGACCUACAUGGUCGAGAAGCUUGGGCCGCAGGGAAAGCGCGGUACAGGAGGAGGCUGGAAGUUCAUCAGCUUAGCAGAUGGAUCUAGCCGUCCACUAAACGAUAUGGAGAAGAUGUAUGUGAAGAGGGAGACUCCAAAACGGCGGAGGAGGAUAAUGGCGCCAUAUAAGUGAUGGGGAUAACUGUUUGUUUCAACGCAAAUUUUCUCAACUGUCUUUAGAUAUUCUCCAGGGUGGCUGAAGCAGAAACUCUGAAGUAGAUCUGAACUGCCAGUAUCUGUCCCUUGUUUUCGCAGCACAGUAGGUGGUUUGAUGUAUUUUGUCUUUGGUAACGAAGAUUCAUUUCCCACAUCUAGGCAGCUGAAUAAUCGUAUUGCAAACCGUCGGCGUGCCUCCAUCUUCAAUUCUUCAUACAUUGCCUAGCAACUCAUUUCCUAGGCACAUUGUUCAUGAUCCUGGAUUGCGAGGUGACACAUUUUGUAGUCGAUAGCUAUCCUACCUUUUUACAUCUUGACAUUUGUCAUUCGUGGAGACUUGAA